Messenger RNA from Thalassophryne amazonica, 1334 nucleotides. It is a transcript of the gene lsm10, whose product is annotated as LSM10, U7 small nuclear RNA associated. Gene Ontology annotation, biological process: mRNA 3'-end processing by stem-loop binding and cleavage. Gene Ontology annotation, cellular component: cytoplasmic U snRNP body; nuclear body. Bases 151 to 570 code for a protein of 139 amino acids. Gene Ontology annotation, molecular function: U7 snRNA binding; histone pre-mRNA DCP binding. The record is from RefSeq and is a predicted model, not a curated record. The transcript is spliced from 2 exons. NCBI's taxonomy places the organism in Eukaryota, Metazoa, Chordata, Actinopteri, Batrachoidiformes, Batrachoididae.
AAUUCGUGACGCAGGCAUAACGUCACCACGUUGUACUUCCUCAUUUGGUCCGUGUGAGUUUUUGUUGUUUUUUAACUUUCUCCGCAGCUAUUUGUUUCUGUUUUCCGUCGAAAAUAAGGAUUUAACAAACGCGGGUAACCGUCAGUGUCCAUGGAGUCAGAGGCGGCGGAGUCACCGCCGUCAGCGUCGCGGCCAGCAGCACCGGAAGUGUGCACCUCCAUUCAGGAGCGCUCAAUCGUGGAGAACAGCAUGGUGGUGCUGCUGCAGGGCCUGCAGGGGGAGGUGACCACGGUGGACCUGAGGAACGAGACCACGGCGCGGGGCCGCGUGGUCAGCGUGGACGCCUUCAUGAACAUACGGCUGGAGGAGGUGCUGCACCGUGAUCGGCGUGGUCGGCUCACUCAGCUGCAGGAGCUGUUCAUCACCGGCAGGAAUGUCCGCUAUGUCCACAUCCCUGACCACAUGGACAUAAUGAAAACCAUGCAGAGCCAGCUGGCCAAGAUCCACCGCGUCCGCAACUUUGGCAGCCAAGGGGGCGGCAGGAAGGAGUAUGCCAAGAAAAAGAAGUAGCUUUUUUUUUUUUUUUUUUUAUAGAAGGAUUUUCUUGAGUAGGACUUCUGUAGCGUCUAGACUAUUCCAAAAAUACCCUCAGCUGUUUUUGUUUUCUUUGUUUUCCAGUCGAUGCUUCACUUUAGGGUAUGAAGAAAGUCUGUUUUACUUUUGGAGUCUCAGCACCAGCAGUCAACUUGAGGGUCCACAGUAGGCCGUGCAUGUUUUGUCAUGUUAGUGCGUCUCUGUUUCACUUUUUAAAUACGUGCCAAGUCACAAUAAAUGUUAGACCUCCUGGACCACAAAGCCCGUCUGUUUGUCUGUGAAAACAGCUGCUGGAAUCCUGGAAAACAUUACUCAUCAGCGCUGGAUGGGGGGGGCAACCCGACGUGCUUUUCUUUUUCCACCUGACAAACAUCCCUCCUGUGUGUAUCACUGAGCUGUCCCUGUCCUGUGAUUGGCCGCGUGACAUCCAGCGGCACACAGUGAAACUUUGAGAUGGAGGCUUCCCAGGAAAAUUAGUUCAACAGCCUUCUCCGAUAAACAAACAAGACUGAGAAUUCGAGGAAUUUGUUAAAAAACGAAGGUAUGUUAUUCCUCCUCCGUGUCAGGAGGAGGACACGCUGCUGGUGGGACAGGCCAGCCGGUGAAACGGCACCCAUUCUCAGCUGCAGCCCGACUGUGAUUUUUAGGACUAAUCAUUAUUCCCGGUGACGCCGCAUUCUUUAAAACCAACCAUUGAGGACGUCUGAGUGACAGCACACCACAUAAUGACUGUUUUGCUU